AUGGGCAUAUUGGGCAGCGUCUACCACAAGCCAGCCGCAUGGCUCGGCUUUCAGAAGCGAUACAACUUUCCACUGUUCGUGAUCUUUGCUGGUGCGAUGCUUGGAUUCAGCUUAGCAAGGCUUGAGUAUUUGAGCUCAGGCAAAUACGCUAGCGGAUCGAGUCCUGGAGAGUGGUAUUGGCAGAGGGCAGGCCACUAUCGUGUCGGGCUUGUGAUGCAUCUUGCGUGCAUACUACCUGCGGGCCUGUUAAUGGUCUGGCAGUUCGUGCCCGUCAUCAGACACAAAGCGAUCCUAUUCCAUCGCAUCAAUGGCUAUACCAUCAUUGUCUUGAUCCUGUUCAGUCACGCUGGAGCUUUGAUGAUCACUCGCCGUGCAUUUGGUGGCGACCUCUCGAUCCAGGCUGGUAUGGGAGUCCUCGUUAUAAUAUCCACUAUUGCCGUUGCAAUGGCUGUAUACAAUAUCAAAAAGCUGCAGAUCGAUCAGCAUCGAGCGUGGAUGCUCAGGGCAAUGUUCUACAUGGGUACAAUCAUCACGCUGAGGGUCAUCAUGAUCAUCGCCGCUCAGAUCAUUACGGCUAUCCAAUCGUACUAUACCACCAUGACAUGUGGCGAAAUCGGCUACCUCCAGCGGAACGAUAUCGGGUAUUUUGAGAGCACGUACCCGGAGUGCAUCGGCGCUGACGCUCGACACCAUGUCGUGGUACAUGCAGAUUUCGCGGGUGGCAAUACUGAAGAGAUUGGAGCAAGUUUGAGGGUCAGUUUCGGCAUGGCACUGUGGAUGGCCUUAUUGUUGCAUGCGGUAGGCGUCGAGAUCUACCUGAGGCUCACCCCGCGCGAAUCGGAGAGGUUACGGCAAGUUUCGUAUGAGCGGCAGCUGGAGGCCGGGUCAACAGCACCAGGAAGCGCUGGCCUCGUCGUAGAGCGCUUUGGCGACGCCGAUGCCUGGAGACCGGCAAGCGCUGGCGAGCGCGGCGGUGAUGGCGAUGGCAAUAAGAUGUCGAGAUAA
Cyphellophora europaea CBS 101466 is the source of this 1005-nucleotide messenger RNA. RefSeq lists its product as uncharacterized. The record is from RefSeq and is a predicted model, not a curated record. Lineage: Eukaryota; Fungi; Ascomycota; Eurotiomycetes; Chaetothyriales; Cyphellophoraceae. The coding region runs from base 1 to 1005 and encodes 334 amino acids. The transcript is spliced from 4 exons.